Bufo gargarizans (Asiatic toad) is the source of this 855-nucleotide messenger RNA. Its product is annotated as cyclic nucleotide-binding domain-containing protein 2-like. The record is from RefSeq and is a predicted model, not a curated record. The transcript is spliced from 8 exons. The coding region runs from base 1 to 855 and encodes 284 amino acids. Lineage: Eukaryota; Metazoa; Chordata; Amphibia; Anura; Bufonidae.
AUGCGGUGCAGUAAUCAGCGCUCUGUCUCUUCUUCUCUCUUACAGUACAUCCACAAGUUCCGCACCGCCGUCCUUGUUGUGCAAGUGAUUCGCAACCUCAUAAAAAUUUAUAGGGAUUACGCAGCCUCCAGGACGGAGCCCAUUUCCUUCAGCGAGUAUGUCGGCUUUGACACCGAGACUGAAAACCUUCUGUUUGACCGUUCCCUUUUCAAGGCCAAAAUGGAGAUGGUUCUUAGUUCGGAAGCGAAACAGAUCCUGACGAGCCCGCCAGAGAAGAGGACGGCGGAAGAAGCCAAGCUGGCCAUGCUAUCCCUGAGGAUGACGGUCAGCUCCUUCGCUGGAUAUCCUGUCCAUAUACAAGAGAAAAUAGCCAAGGUCGGCUGGUAUGAAUGUUUUGGGCCCGGAAGAGUCAUCAUAAGGCAAGGGCACGUUGCUCAAAACUUCUACCUGAUUCUCUCGGGCACGGCUGUAGUCACCAAAGUGUCACGCAGUAAGAAGACGGGGGAACAUUUUUCUAAGACGGUGGCCUUCUUGAAGAAAGGGAAGUACUUUGGGGACGUGGCCAUUUUGACUAACACCAAGAGAAACGCAACAGUGGUGUGCCAUGACGCUGUGUCCUUGCUUGCUAUAACUAGACAGGAUUUUCUGAACAUUUUCUUGAGCAGUGACUCCCAAGAAGGACCUGAUUACAUACGUUUGCUAGAAAGCAUUGAUCUUCUCAGUGGAUGGCCAGUUCAUAAGCUACCUUACAAUAACCCCAGAAUCUGCGUCCACACCUGCUACAGUUCAUCAUUAGAAAUGAGCGAAGUUUUGAAAAAUUCAAUUCCUUCGAGCUUCGACAAGAAAUUAGAUUAG